Molecule: messenger RNA, 1138 nt
Organism: Aspergillus versicolor CBS 583.65
Lineage: Eukaryota; Fungi; Ascomycota; Eurotiomycetes; Eurotiales; Aspergillaceae
Exons: 1
Coding region: 23-1066 (347 amino acids)
Source: RefSeq, a predicted model, not a curated record
GUCAAGCUCAUCAUCCUACACAAUGUCUUUGGAUCGAUAUGCUGCAGUUCAUGCUGCCACUCCCCAGGGCAGAGGCGAUGCUCGACCCACCGCCGACCAGGUGCUGCACGACCAGGAGCCCCUUGAACCCUACUGGCGCGAAAAGGUGAUUUUGAUCACUGGAGGAACAGCUGGUCUUGGUGCAGAGUCAGCGCGAGUCCUACACAAAACAGGGGCCAAAAUCUUCAUCAUGGGACGAGACGCCGCAAAGGGCCGGAAGGUUGCCAACGAGAUAUCUGCAAGCAACCCAGACUAUCCACCAAUCGAGGUUAUCCAAAUGGACCAGAGCAGCUUACAGAGCGUUCAGGAUGGUGCAAACGAGUUUUUGAAGAGAAGCGGUGGGAAGCUGAACGUCCUCAUGGCAAAUGCCGGCAUAGUGGCGUCGCCGAUUAAGCAGACGCAGGAUGGCUUCGAGGCUGUCUUUGCCAUCAACUAUCUGUCGCCAUUUCUUCUCGUGCGACUACUUACCCCAGCGCUCAUUGCCUCUACGACACCGGAGUUUAACUCAAGACUAGUCGUUGUUUCCAGCGCCGGUCAUCGCGCAGGCAACGUCGACCCGGAGAAAUACAACUAUGUCGGCGAGGGCUACGACACAUCCAAGGCAUACGCCCGGAGCAAGACAGCCAGUAUCCUCAUGGCCAACGAGUUCGAGCGGAGAUAUGGAAAGCAAGGAGUGCAUGCUCUGAGCCUCAACCCGGGAAUCAUCAUGGACACUGAGAUCUCGCGCGGUCUCCCAGGGACCUCCGAGUCCCGACGACCAAUGUACUACAAGAUGGAGCCUUUACUGGCGUCGUAUGAGAAGGAUGUCGAGCAAGGAGCAGCGACUCAGGUGUGGGCGGCCAUAUCAAAAGAGCUGGAAGGGAAAGGAGGGCUGUAUCUAGACGAUAUUCAGGUUGCUGGUGAGGCUACGUUCGACGGUCAACUAUGCAGGCCAGGCUGGAAACCCUACGUCUGGGACGAGAAGAUGGCAGCUCGAGUUUGGGGAGAUAGCUUGGCUAUGCUUGGAGUAGCAGGCUUUCCAUGCUAAUUGUCAAUAUAAGUAUUCUAUGCUGCUCUGGCAAUCAUAUUGGCGUUAUAGUAGAACGGAGGAUCACUGUCG